Molecule: messenger RNA, 1119 nt
Organism: Emiliania huxleyi CCMP1516
Lineage: Eukaryota; Haptophyta; Isochrysidales; Noelaerhabdaceae
Exons: 3
Coding region: 1-1119 (372 amino acids)
Source: RefSeq, a predicted model, not a curated record
AUGGACGCGGCCAAGGCAGCGGCUCGCAGCCUGCUCGCCGAGCUCGAGCGGCACCGCUUCGACGCGACGGCGGGCGACGGCGACGCCACUGCCGCCGACGUGCCGCCGGCCGAGGACCAGGGCUGCUCCUCCGCUGAGGCGCUGCUGCUGCGCGAGGCGCGCCGCUUCGCGCCGCCGCGCUCUGAGAACCGCCGCCUCGAGGGCGAGCUGCGCGCGCUCGCUGGACAGCUGAAGAAGGAGAGGGCGGCGAGCGAGAGGGCGGCGAGCGGCGCGGCGCUGAGGGCGGCCUCGUCGACGGAGGAGAUGCGGCGCCGCACGGUGGGCGGCGGGCCGGCGGAGGCGGAGGCGGUCGGGCCGCCACCGGACGAGGGCGGCGCUGCGGGAGGGCUGACGUUGGCGAGCGCGGCGUCGCAAAUAAUCAUGCUGCGGCGCGAGGUCAAGUACCUGCAGAAGCAGUGGAACGCGGCGCGGCGCGACGCCGACGGCGCGGCGCGGCGCGACGAGGUUGCCGCCCUCAAGGAGGCGGCGGAGGCGGAGGCGGCGCGUGCUGCAAAGGCGGCGGCCGCCGCGGCUGCUGCCGAGGCGCGGCAGCGGCUGCUGGUGCGGCAGCUGAGCGAGGCGGCGCCGCUCGGCGGCGGCGGCGGUGUAGAGGCGAUGGUCUGCGUCCUCUCCCUCCUCGAGGAGGUGCAGGCCCUCGAGGCCGAGGCGCUGCACGCCAACCGCCGCACCGCCGCCGCCGCCGCGGCAGCGCAACAGCCUCCCGCCUCGCCGCGGUCGCCGCAGCAGCCGCCGCUCUCGCCGCUCUCGCCGCCGCCGCCGCCUCCGGCCGAGGCAGCGAUGACGCCGGCGGAGCGCCUGACGGCCGAGGCGCUCACCCAGCGGCUAGCCUCGUCCGAGGAGGAGCGAGGCCGACUCGCGUCCGAGGUUGCUGCGCUGCAGUUCCGGCUCGCGUCGAUGCAGCGCGAGCACUAUAGCAGCAGCGCGCAGCACCCGCCGCCGCCGCCGCCGCCGCCGCCGCGCGCGAAGGAGGGCCACGCGGCGGCGCAGCUCAAGGAGGACGUCACCAAGCGGCUCGGCGCUUUUCUGAAUCAGCGCAAGGGCGCCGCUGCCGCCAAGUGA